Messenger RNA from Condylura cristata (star-nosed mole), 4026 nucleotides. RefSeq names its product complement factor H. The transcript is spliced from 22 exons. Lineage: Eukaryota; Metazoa; Chordata; Mammalia; Eulipotyphla; Talpidae. The record is from RefSeq and is a predicted model, not a curated record. Bases 89 to 3793 code for a protein of 1234 amino acids.
UGCACUGAUCAUCACUUUUAGCAGAGGAGAUCGUGAUGUAGUGUGGACAGUGACGGCUAUUAAACAUACACCUAAAAAGAUUUAAAAAAUGAAACUUCCAGUGAAGAUUGUGUGGCUUAUGUUAUGGACUGCUUGCAUAGCACAAGAUUGUAAUGAGCCACCUCCAAAGAAAGAAAUAGAAAUUCUGUCAGGCUCCUGGUUUGAGCAAUCAUAUGCAGAGGGGACUCUGGCUACAUACAAAUGCCGCCCUGGAUACAGAACCCUUGGAACUAUUACCAUGGCCUGCAAGAGUGGAAAAUGGAUCCCCCUUCAUCCAUCAAGGGUAUGUCGAAAAAAACCCUGUGGACAUCCUGGAGAUACUCCCUUUGGUUCUUUCCGACUUGCAGUAGGAAAUGCAUUUGAAUAUGGUGCAAAAGUUGUUUAUACCUGCAAUGAGGGGUAUCAGAUGUUAGGGGCGAUUGAUUUCCGUGAAUGUGAAACAGAUGGAUGGACCAAUGAUAUUCCUCUCUGUGAAGUUGUUAAGUGUUUACCAGUGAAAGAACCAGAGAAUGGGAAAAUUAUCAGCGACACUUUGAAAUCAGACGAAGACUACAUCUUUGGACAAGUGGUUAGGUUUGAGUGCAAUAAAGGCUUCAAGCUUGAUGCACCUAAAGAAAUACAUUGUUCUGCAAAUGGUACCUGGAGUGAAAGAAUCCCAAAGUGUGUGGAACUUACCUGUGAGGUGCCAGAUAUUGCAAAUGGAUAUUCUAUUUCUCAGAAGAAAACUUAUAAGGAAAAUGAACGACUUCACUAUAAAUGUAACAGGGGUUUUGAAUACAGUGAAAAAGCAGAUGCUGUAUGCACUGGAUUUGGAUGGGUUCCGGUGCCCUCAUGUAAAGAAGUAACAUGUAAUAAUCCUUACAUUCCAAAUGGUGUUUAUAAACCUGUAAGGACCAAGUACAGAACUGAAGAUGAAAUCACAUAUGAAUGUAAAAAUGGCUUUUAUCCUGUAACCCGGGGAACUACAGUAAAAUGUACUCUCACAGGCUGGGUACCUGCUCCAAGAUGUAGCUUGAAGCCUUGUGAUUUUCCAGAGCUUAAACAUGGAAGGCUACAAUAUGAAGUGCAAUACACUCCAAUACAAAUAGGACAGUAUUUUUACUAUUCCUGUGAUUCCAUGUUUUCGACCCCUUCACGAGUGACAUGGGGUAGAAUUACUUGCACAACAACAGGAUGGGAUCCAGCACUGCCAUGUCUCAGAAAAUGUGCUCUCUUUAAUUUGGAUAAUGGAUACAGUUCUGGAAAUGCAUGGUAUUUACAGGGUGAAUCUGUUCAUGUUAAAUGCCAUGCUGGCUACAGUCUUGAGGAUGGGCAGAGUACAAUGACAUGUACAGAAAAUGACUGGUCCCCUCCUCCCAAAUGCAUCCGAGUCAAAACAUGCUCAAAAUCAGAUUUAGACAUUGAAAAUGGUUUUAUUUCUGAAUCUGAAUUAACAUAUGCCUUACAUAAGGAUGCACAAUAUCGAUGCAAACCAGGAUACUUAACUGAAGAUGGUAAAGUGUCAGGAUCAAUUAAAUGUAUGCAAAGUGGAUGGUCAGCUCAACCUAUCUGCAUUAAGUCGUGUGAUAUGCCAGUAUUCGAGCAUGCCAGACCCAAAAGUAAUAGCAGUUGGUUUAAGCUCAACGACGAGGUGCAGUAUGAAUGUGACGUGGGCUAUGAAAGCAGAGACGGAGAUGCCAGCGGCUCCAUAGUGUGUGGUGGUAAUGGUUGGUCCGGUAAACCUGUGUGCUAUGAAAGAGAAUGUACAAUUCCCAGAAUAAAUGAUCACUUAAGAGUUAAGCCUUCCAAAAACAAAUAUAAAGUUGGAGAUGUGGUGAAAUUAUCCUGCAGACCAAAAUUUUUAAGAGUUGGACCAGAUUCAGUUCAGUGCUACCACUUUGGAUGGUCCCCUAAUUUUCCAACAUGUAAAGAGCAAGUAGAAUCAUGUGGUCCACCUCCACAACUCCUGAAUGGACAAGUUAAAGAAGCACAGAAAGAAGAAUAUGAACACAAUGAAGUGGUAGAAUAUGUUUGCAAUCACAGAUUUUUGAUGAAGGGUUCAAAUAAAAUUCAAUGUGUUGAUGGAGAAUGGACACAUUUGCCUAAGUGUAUUGAGGCGAGAUGUGGAGAUAUACCUGACCUUGCUAAUGGCCUUGUUGAGAAUGCUGCCCCUAUAUAUCACCAUGGAGAUUCAGUACAGGUCAGUUGCAGAGAAACAUUUACUCUGAUUGGUCACAGCUCAAUCACAUGCAUGAAUGGAAGGUGGAGCCAACUUCCUAAGUGCAUUGAAACACAUUUACUUAAAAAGUGUAAGCCAUCAAGGCUAUUUGCAAAUGACCCAAAUCCAUCACAAGAGACUGAAUUUAAUCAUAAUUUCACUAAAAGUUACAAAUGUAAAGGAAAACAAGAAAGGAAAAAUUCCACCUGCAUAAAUGGAAAAUGGAAUCCGGAAAUAAACUGCAAUGAAGUAUCAAAACAACUUUGCCCACCUCCACCUCAGAUUCUCCAUGCUGAAGCAAUGACAACUACAGUGAAUUACAAUGAUGGAGAAAGAAUAUCUCUUCUCUGUGAAGAAAAUUAUAUAAUUCAGGGAGGAGAAGAAAUUAUGUGUAAAGAUGGAAAAUGGCAGUCAAUACCACAAUGUGUUGAAAAAAUUCCAUGUCUAGAACUACCUGUUAUAGAAAAUGGAACCAUUCAAUUAUCUAGCUUUCCAGAAAAAACUAAAGUUACAUUAGAAUCUAAGACCUAUCCUCAUGGCACCAAAUUUAGUUACAUUUGUGACGAUGGUUUCAAGACAUCUGCCGAAGAAGAGAUAACAUGUCACAUGGGAAAAUGGAGCUCUCUACCUCAGUGUAUAGGUCUUCCUUGUGAACCUCCACCUUUGAUUCCACAUGGUGCUCUAUUGCUAAAGGUAGACAAUUACCAAUAUGGAGAAGAAGUCACCUACAAUUGUACUGAAGGCUUUGCGAUUGAUGGACCUGCCUCUAUAAAAUGUGUAGGAGGAAAAUGGUCCAGUCCACCAGAAUGCAUAAAAUCGGAUUGUUAUGACCUACCCAGUUUUGCUAAUGCCAUACUCAUAGGCCAGAAGAAGGAAUCAUAUAGGUCAGGAGAAACAGUGACUUAUACAUGUCCAAAAUAUCACCAAAUAGAUGGUUCUGAUACUGUAAAGUGUAUUAAGAGCAAAUGGAUAGGAAGGCCAACAUGUAGAGAUGUUUCCUGUGUAGAUCCACCCAGAGUGGAAAAUGCUGUGAUGCUAAACACAAUGCCCAGGUAUCCAUCUGGUGAGAGAGUACGUUAUGAAUGCAACAAACCACUUGACCUAUUUGGGAAUAUGGAAGUGAUAUGUUUAAAUGGAACAUGGACAACACCACCUGAAUGCAAAUACUCUAAAGGAAAAUGUGGGGCACCUCCACCUAUAAACAAUGGAGAUACUAUCUCACCACCAUCACAAGCAUAUGCUUCAGGAACAUCAGUUGAGUACCGAUGCAAGUCAUACUAUAAAAUUGAAGGAUCAACGAAUGUAAUAUGUCACAAUGGACAAUGGUCAAAACCACCAGAAUGCUUAGCUCCAUGUGUAGUAUCAACACCAGCCAUGAAUGAACAUAACAUACGGUUGCGAUGGAAAAACAGUGAUAAAAUUUAUUCUUGGUCAGGAGAUUAUGUUGAAUUUGAGUGUAAACCUGGAUAUAAGAAGGAGUCAUCACCUGAAAAAUUUAGAAUAAAGUGUACGAAAGGAAAGCUGAUAUAUCCUACUUGUACAUUAAAAAAUUCUUAAAAUGCAGUCAAAACUUAAAAUAUGUACAUUUAUUCAGAAUUUUCAUUAUUAAUCAAAUUCUCAACAUAUUGCUUCAAGUAUUGUUUUACUCAUUUUAAUUAAUAAACUAGGGUUUGUAUUAAAUGUGCACUUAUACUCUGAGAGAUCAACGAGUGCUCCUUUAAAAUAAUACAUUAAAGGGCCCUCCCUGGUGGCGCGGCAGGUUAAAGCACAGCACAAAGAAGCUAAAGCCA